AUGUCCACGCCCACGGCGGCCGGCUCCCUAUCGCCCUACGAAGCGCCCCCUUUAUCGCAAGGAGAGAUACGGGUUCUGGAGGUUGCGCCCGCAAGUUUCGGUGAGCCCGUCGAAUGUACCAUAAAACGCAUCUCGCUUCUCGACGAUCCGGUGCCAUGCUACGAGACGAUAUCGUAUUGCUGGGGACCUCGGCGAAAUCCGUCGACUAUAAUGCUCAAUGGGCAUCUGGUAGAGGUGCCGGCAAGUUCGGAGGCCGCUGUCAGGCGCAUGCGACUCAGCGACCGACCGCGAGUACUCUGGAUUGAUGCCAUAUGUAUCGAUCAGUCAUCGACGACAGAACGCAGUGCACAAGUAGCUUUCAUGGCGACCGUAUACAGCACCGCGAAGCACAAUCUCGUUUACCUUGGCGAAGAUGACGAAGAUAUGGCUGAUAGAGGUAUGAAGGCUCUCGAAGUCGUUGCGGACGACAUGCGCGCCGCGACUGCAGACUUCACCCUAGUGUGGGAAACCAUCCGCAAUGAGAAUUCGGGUGCCAUUGUAUCCUCAAACGAACCGUUUAGCGCGGAUGUUGAUUUCGAAUCUCUUGAAGCUCUUUUCAAUCACCACUGGUUCAGGUAA
Molecule: messenger RNA, 618 nt
Organism: Alternaria novae-zelandiae
Lineage: Eukaryota; Fungi; Ascomycota; Dothideomycetes; Pleosporales; Pleosporaceae
Exons: 1
Coding region: 1-618 (205 amino acids)
Source: RefSeq, a predicted model, not a curated record